Betta splendens (Siamese fighting fish) is the source of this 2326-nucleotide messenger RNA. RefSeq names its product G protein-coupled receptor 45 (gene gpr45). The record is from RefSeq and is a predicted model, not a curated record. Lineage: Eukaryota; Metazoa; Chordata; Actinopteri; Anabantiformes; Osphronemidae. Gene Ontology annotation, biological process: G protein-coupled receptor signaling pathway. Gene Ontology annotation, cellular component: membrane. The coding region runs from base 447 to 1586 and encodes 379 amino acids. Gene Ontology annotation, molecular function: G protein-coupled receptor activity. The transcript has 3 exons.
GCCACACUGCCUCUUUAAAUCAGUGAUCAUUGGCUCCUCUGGCGUCAGCAGCGUCCACAAUCAAUACGGCAGCGAAACGCUCACAGUGGGAUAUUUUCGGAAAAGCCCGGCGUGUGGAGGAAGAGGACCCGAGUCACCGAGAGGCGGAGAGGCGCGUCCAGCUCCAUAGUGCUAUGUCGUCAGGGUGGAGAGCACCUGAGGCCUCCGCGUGUCCCACCAGCUGCAGCACCAGACGCGUCCCGUCUCCAGCCUCAGGAUGCCGCCGUGUCCUGUGAUCAUCACACCUCCACUAUGACCGUCUGCUACGCUGACGGAAGACGUGACGCCUGACUGAGCCACAAUGGAAGCCCCACCGCCGGGAACCAACCUGCCACGUUUGCCCCGUCAGUGACGUAUAGAGCCAUGCGCAGCGCCUCUCGGCCCGAUCUCCCCUGAUAAAAGCUGCCAUGGCUCUUUGCAACGAGAGCCUCCUGGAGGAGUGCGGCUUCGCGGAGGCCGACAGCUUGGAGAAGCCGGCGGAGAGCGCGACUCCGCUCAUAUCCGUCACUCUGCGCGUGACCCUGGCGGCCAUAAUGAUCUUCAUGAUCACUAUCGGUUUCCUGGGCAACGCAAUCGUGUGUCUGAUCGUUUACCAGAAGCCGUCCAUGCGCUCCGCUAUCAACCUCCUCCUCGCCACGCUGGCCUUCUCCGACAUCAUGCUGUCGCUGCUCUGCAUGCCCUUCACCGCGGUCACCGUGGGCACGGCCGACUGGAGCUUCGGCAGUGGAUUCUGCAGAGCCUCCAUCAUGCUCUACUGGCUCUUCGUCUUGGAGGGGGUGUCCAUCCUGCUCAUAAUCAGCGUGGACCGCUUCCUGAUCAUCGUGCAGCGGCAGGACAAGCUGACCCCGCACCGAGCCAAGCUGCUGAUCGGAGCCUCGUGGGCGCUGAGCGUGUGCGUCGCGCUGCCGUCCGUGGUCGGGUGGAGGUCGGGGGCGGCGGGGGGCGCCCGGGCGCCGCUGUGCGUGCUGGGGUACAGCGAGUCCCUGGCCGACCGCGGGUACACGGUGCUGUUGGCGGUGGCCGUGUUCUUCGUGCCGUUCGUGGUCAUGCUCUACUCCUACGUGUGCAUCCUCAACACGGUGCGCCGCAACACGCUGCGCAUCCACAAUCACAGCAGCGAGCGCUCCUGCCUGCCGGCCCUCAACCAGAUCAGCAAGAUGAGGCUCACGGGGCUGCAGCGGCCGCCUCACAUCAAAGUGGACAUGAGCUUCAAGACGCGGGCGUUCACCACCAUCCUCAUCCUCUUCGUGGGCUUCUCGGUGUGCUGGCUGCCGCACACGGUGGUGAGCCUGCUGGCUGUGUUCAGCCGCCGCUUCUACUACAGCCCGGCCUUCUACCCCAUCAGCGUGGGCGCCCUGUGGCUCAGCUACCUGAAGACGGUCUUCAACCCCAUCAUCUACUGCUGGAGGAUCAGGAAGUUCAGGGAGGCCUGUCAGGAGUUCAUCCCCAAAAGCUGCAGGUUGUGUCCCAGGGUGCCGGGGAGGAGCCGCAGACGAGUGAGGCCCAGCAACAUCUACGUGUGCACGGAGACUCAGUCGGCCGUGUGAACCUCGGAUGAGGCUUCGCUAGAGGCUUCUCACUUCUGUUUUCUCUGUGACUGUCCCAGACGUGCUCUGUCGCCUCAGGCUGUGAACGCGCCGUCGGUCCUUGAGUAGUGGUUGUAAUGACGACUCGUUUGUUUGUUAUGUUUACAAAAAAAAAAUCCUAAGUGUUGUUAAUGUUCUCUGAGAGUUUGAGAGGUUUUGUUAAAUUCAACAUUGCAAUGACCUUUGUGCAGAAAACAACUUUUUGUGAGUUGAAACUGUUGUUGAAACUGUUCACUGUUCAUCGAUAAAUGUGUUAACGAAACAGUUUAUUUUAAUCAUGAAACUUCAUCAAUAAAUGGUAUUCAAAUUAUGUUGCAUUUACAUUGUUCUUAGAUGCUAUUAAGCUUAAAACAUUUAACAUUUAUGAUCACAAUUUCAGCAUCACCUGCCCAAACAGACCUUUUACUGCUAUACAGCCCAAAACACAAAGAUGGUGCUGUUCCUUCGUUACACAGACAUCACACAAACGUACUAUGUCAGUUUGGUCUCAAACAAAUAAAUGUUGUGUGAAUAUAAUAUAAAUUUCUCCAGCUUCCAUAUCACAGAGGGAAAAAACUAUCUCUAUUUUUUUUUAUUAAAAAUUCAGGGAAAGGUGUCAUAAUCUGCAACCAAUGCAAUGUAUCUCUUUUUUCAUUGACUGUAAAGCAACUGAUCCUGAUGUGAUGAAGUGUAAAUCAAUCAAAAAUGUCUUUUCAAACCCA